AUGGGCGGUGCGACUCUACAUCGUGACGCGCUAGGAUAUGAUGCUCCGAGGCAGCCGCAUGGACGUGUUCGCGUGAUGCAACCAGGUGACUCGCCAAUCCAGCAGUUCGGCCCACGGUAUGUCGGUCCGCGACAGCCAGAGGGCGCUGCUCGACCACAGGCGCCGCGCUAUGCGCCAGUGUCGCCUCUAGAUUUUGAAGACGUUCAUGCACCUGUGCCACCAAUGCAGCAGGCACCGACGCAGGAGUUGCCGUUGCGUGUCCCGGACGCACGCCAACGUAAGCUUGCUAUUCGCAAGUUUGAUGGUACAGGACUGUACCAAGGUCUCGGAUCGGGUUCUGCUAACUGGGGUCGCACGUUUUUGCGCCAAGUCACUAUGGCGCAGCAGGCCUGCGGAUUUGCAAGGGCUGAAGAUGUCAAGGUCGACUUGCUGGGACACUACCUAGGUGGGACAGCAGAGCGGUACUACCAAAAACAAGUGGACGUUGGGUGGCUCGAAGAAGCCUCUCUCGAUCACGCUAUGGGCCGGUUGCUACACACAUUCAAGACUACAAUUACGGCGUCGCAAAGCAUAAAACGUUUCACUGUAAGAAAGGAUCCCAAGAGAUCAUGGCCUGAACACUACCUGUAUAUGGUUGCUGUAUGCGAUGCCUGCGGUGGAGGUGCAGAAGCACAAGUUCUCGACAACAUUGUUUACUAUGCUUAG
Molecule: messenger RNA, 705 nt
Organism: Peronospora matthiolae
Lineage: Eukaryota; Oomycota; Peronosporomycetes; Peronosporales; Peronosporaceae
Source: the annotation of a GenBank genome assembly